Molecule: messenger RNA, 1765 nt
Organism: Saccoglossus kowalevskii
Lineage: Eukaryota; Metazoa; Hemichordata; Enteropneusta; Harrimaniidae
Product: very-long-chain 3-oxoacyl-CoA reductase-B-like
Molecular function (GO): oxidoreductase activity
Source: RefSeq, a predicted model, not a curated record
CCUGAAUCCAAGAUGGCAGGCUUGCGAAGUUUCAUCAGUCAAUUCAACAGUCAAGCGCUUGCAAUCAUCGGCGCACUGACUGUCGGAUACAUCUCUCUCAAGCUACUAUUAUCGGUGCUACGUGGGAUAAAGCUGUAUGUGUUAUCCCGGCCGCUGGGAUUAGCAACGAACUUAAAAAAACUAGGCGCUUGGGCAGUCAUUACUGGUGCUACAGAUGGCAUAGGAAAAGCAUAUGCCCAGCAGCUUGCAGAAAAAGGAAUUAAUAUUGUUCUUAUUAGCCGCACACUUGAGAAGUUGCAGAAUGUAGCACAAGAGAUUGAAACCCAGUAUAAAGUGAAAACCAAAGUAAUAGCAGUUGAUUUCACCAAAGGUGUGGAAAUCUAUGAAGAGAUCGAGAAAGAGCUGAAGGGGUUGGAAAUUGGUACAUUGGUUAAUAAUGUUGGUAUGUCGUACAGUUAUCCUGAAUACUUCCUGGAAAUACCAAACGUAGAAAAGUUUAUUCCUGAUAUAAUAAACUGUAAUACAUUGGCUUGCACAAUGAUGACAAAGGUUGUGUUACCAGGGAUGGUUGAAAGGCGUAAAGGAGCUGUUAUUAAUAUUUCCUCUGCUUCGGGUAUGCUUCCAGGACCACUCACUACUCUCUAUGCUGCAACUAAGGUUUACAUGGACUUCUUUGCCAGAGCAUUACAAAUAGAGUAUGCUUCUAAGGGGAUAAUUGUUCAGUCUGUGUUGCCAUUUUUUGUGACAACCAAGUUGAGCAGGAUUCGUCAUACAAGUCUCUUCACCCCUAACCCUACCCAGUAUGUGCGAAGUGCAUUAGGUACAGUCGGGUUAGAACAGAGAACUAAUGGUUGCUUGAGUCAUUCCAUUCAGGGUUAUAUUAACGAGUUGGCCCCCGAGUGGUUAUACUACCUUGUACAGGGCACCAUGUUUCGAAAUGUAAGGGCACUACAUUACAAGAAAAUGCAAAGAGAAGCAAAGAAAAAGGAACAAUGAGUAUCAGAGUGAUAUGAGAAAUGAAAGAUUUUUAAUUUAUCUCAUCACCACAUACUUUCCCAAUGAAAAUUUUAAUGCAUUGUUCUGUAAUUUUUUCUGAUUAAACAGAUAUUAGAUUGCUGAUUUCGCUCAAAAUAUAUGAUGAAGAUUUUUACAGUAUAAUUGUGAUUGCCUUUAUUUCAUAAUCAAUGUGUAUCUGCUUUAAUCUUUUGCAUCUUUCAUUGACAAGAUCAAUUUCACAACUAGAAAUACAGAUACACUCGUAUUUUUUUUUUCAGUAAUACAUUUAUGAAAUUACCAUGGAUUAAAAUGAGUUUUUUGUAAAUCGUUUUGAAUAUUUAACUCUUCACUAUGCAACAUUUUUGUAUUCAAGCUUAAAUUUAAUUUGUUAAAAUCAUAAUUUUAUAAUGAUAAUUUUGAGUUUGGGUAUAUCUAGUGAUACAUUUUAAGUGUCGUUGUUGUAUGAUGUUUUUCAGAAUUUAUUGUACAAUUCUCAUGAGAGUAUGUGCAAUCAAUUUGUUUUACAAAAACAGUUGGCCUAUAAGACGUAGACAUUUGAUUGUAACAAACUUGAGUUCUUCGUUACCGGUAGCUUUAAACACAGUAAACAAAAAUGGCAUGCACAACUCUAGUUUUAGAAUGAUUGAUUAUCUUUCCCCUUUUUCGCAAUCUCUCACCAGCAAAACAUCUUACUGUAGAGGGAAGGAAAUGUGUCAACUGAGGAAGUUUAAAUGUCAUUUGAUCAUAGAAUAAACGCAUGUUGUAUAUU